Nerophis lumbriciformis (worm pipefish) is the source of this 1515-nucleotide messenger RNA. NCBI's taxonomy places the organism in Eukaryota, Metazoa, Chordata, Actinopteri, Syngnathiformes, Syngnathidae. The record is from RefSeq and is a predicted model, not a curated record.
AUGUCGCGGCUCACUGCAGGCCCAAUGCUGACUGUGGACAGCAGGAGAUUGAGGAGAAUCAUUGCUGAAAAUCCGACUUGGUCCUUGAGUCUUGUGCCUUUUCUAUCAACCCUCUGCCUAGAAUGUAUUGUGAGCAACUUUGAAGAAACCCCCAUCUAUGAGGAGCUUGCACUCAAUCAGAGAGACUUUUUGCAGGAGAAACUGUCACCCUUGCUGCCCCUUUCUGUGACUGCCAACUUGAUCGAUGAUGGUGUCUACUGGCGGCGAUGCUGUGAGCAACGGUGGGACAUUUGUGACGUGUCUCACUAUGGCCACAGCUGGAAGCGUAUGUUCUUUGAGAGGCACCUGGAAAAUAUUAUUGAGCAGUUUAUCCCGGAGACAACCGCCAUUAGGGUAGUCACUGAGGAGAUCCCCCUGUGCAAGGCUUACGUGAGGAGGCUUAACAUCUCCCAAAUGCUGCCUCCCGUUAAGGAGGGCAUGGUGGGACUUGGAGACAACGUAGACUGGCAAAGUGAAACUGACUCAGAUACAGUUCACAUGGAGCACUUUGACUUCCGCACUCUCCUGGCCAACCUGCCGUGGCUGGAGGAGUUACACUUGAGCUACUGGGUAAGACAAUGCGGGAUGAACUUUGAGUGGAAGAUGUUUGAGAUGGCUCAACGUGACUCCGAGACUCUCUCGAUGGCUCUUCAAGCAUGCAAGACCUUGAAGGUAGUACGACUCUAUGAAAGUCAUAUUGAUGAUGCAAAAUGCAAGUUACUCUCUAAACACCUCGUGGCGCAUCCCUGCCUGAGAGAACUCAACCUUUCCCAUAACGUGAUUGGCGACAAAGGGGCCAAGGCUGUUGCUAAAAUGCUCAAUAGCACCAAACUGGAGAUCCUUAACUUGAGCGACAACAUUGUUCGAGACGUGGGAGCCAACGCCAUUGCUGACGCCUUACCAGGCAACUGCACCCUUCUGCUUCUUAACCUAAGAAUCAACCGUGUGGGUGACGAGGGUGGGCAGGCUAUUGGAAAGGCCUUAAUGAAAAACGGUACACUUCUUCAUCUUCACCUCGGAGCCAACCUCGUGACUGAGCCCACUGCCAUCACGCUGUCAGAAGUGCUGGCUAAGAACCAAACACUGAAGACCAUCAACCUUUCCUGCAACAAACUGGGUCAGGAUGGAGGAAAAGCUCUGGCGGAGGCCAUAGUUCAAAACAGCAUUUUAACAGAAUGUGACGUAAACCUGACCGAUGUGGAUGAGGAGAGCGCCUCCAUCAUCAACCAGGUGGUUUGCACCAAUAAGAAAACCUCCGUCACCAACCAGGUGGUUGGCAACACCGAGAGUAAAAUCAUUAUCAACCAAGUGGUUGACAUUCAUGACAGCUCAGACGAAGAGGAACAAGAAAGCGACGACGAGGUUCAAGCUGAAGAUGACGAAGUACAAGAAGAACAAAAUGAUGAGCAACCAGAUGGCGAGGUACAAGAAGCACCAGUUGAUGAGGCACAACAGGAAGAUGGAGAGGUACAGUAG